Messenger RNA from Oncorhynchus gorbuscha (pink salmon), 931 nucleotides. RefSeq names its product splicing factor 3B subunit 5-like. Gene Ontology annotation, cellular component: precatalytic spliceosome; U2 snRNP. The coding region runs from base 572 to 805 and encodes 77 amino acids. The record is from RefSeq and is a predicted model, not a curated record. Lineage: Eukaryota; Metazoa; Chordata; Actinopteri; Salmoniformes; Salmonidae. Gene Ontology annotation, biological process: mRNA splicing, via spliceosome. The transcript has a single exon.
CAUGGGGAUGUGAAACUCACUCCUCAGCCUGAAGUAUCUCCACUUGCGCCGCCGAAUAGCUAGCUUUUCACAUGGAUCGACUGGUAAGACCCCAGUAGGGUGGUCUCGUGUGCUAGCAAGGCAGAGUUCCUGGGUUCAGAGUUUGGUUUGAGCCGAUGGAAGCAAUACUCACUAAGCAAGCAGCGUGAUGUCCAUUACACACGCACAAUGUAAGCUAAAUACAUGCACGUGAUGCAUGUGUACUAGCCAAGCUCAUUCAGGUGUUUACAUGGUUUUGCGUCUGUUGGGUGAUAUAAAUCAUAAUGGCAGUAAAAGUAUGGAACAGGUGGACAUCUGGCAAAGUUUAAAGGACAGUUUCUGGCUAUACAAAGCAAAUGACAAAAAUGUCUAAGGUUGUUUGAAAAUAAAAGAUAGCCGCACACUCUAGGAGCUCAGAUGCAAAAUUGUAAUUACCAACGUUUCAACAGCCAAGCUGUCUUCAUCAGGGUAUUGCUAAGUUUGUAACAUUGGCUAAAUAACAGCUAUAUGCACUGAAAUAAUAUUCCUUCCUUGUUCAGACAUCUGCCUGAAGAUGACAGACAGCCACAACCUUCACAGCCAGUUGGAGCAUCUUCAAUCUAAAUACAUUGGAACAGGCUUUGCGGACACCAGGAAGUGGGAGUGUUUGGUGAACCAACAUCAGGACUCAUACUUUUCAUAUAUGGGUCACUUUGACCUGUUGAAUUACUUCUCUGUUGCUGAGAACAAGAGCAAAGCCCGAGUGCGCUUCAAUCUCAUCCUGUGUCCCACCUUCGGACAAACCUGACAAUUCCUAGGCUAAGGAUUUAAACUGAGAAUAUGUAGAACUUUGUGUUUUUACUGUUCGGCUGUCUAAAUGUAUCCAUUGUUGAUAAGAAGCUUGAGGCUCGAGAUACAUGACACGGAAGGAAUG